Cryptomeria japonica (Japanese cedar) is the source of this 1803-nucleotide messenger RNA. RefSeq names its product UDP-glycosyltransferase 86A2. The record is from RefSeq and is a predicted model, not a curated record. Gene Ontology annotation, molecular function: UDP-glycosyltransferase activity. The transcript is spliced from 3 exons. Bases 48 to 1640 code for a protein of 530 amino acids. Lineage: Eukaryota; Viridiplantae; Streptophyta; Pinopsida; Cupressales; Cupressaceae.
UCUCCCUUAUAGUGUUGUAGUGAGGUUGAAUCGAAGUAAAUAGUAGCAUGGCAUUUAAUGAAUCCCAUGUUCCUAUACUAAUUUUCUAUAAAAUUCUUCUUCCAUUCAAGCACAUUUUAACAUUGGGGGUUAGUUUGCUUCUCAAAAAAAUCUUAGGACAGGCAUUCACAGAGCCACUUAUGGCUACCCAUGUAGUUGUAAUCCCAUUUCCAGUUCAGGGACAAAUAAAUCCCCUGAUAAGACUCUCUCAGAAGCUUGCUUCUCAAGGCAUUACUAUAACCUUCGUAAAUACAGACUUCAAUCACUUCAAAAUCAUGAAAGCUCGCAACGCUCAUCCUGGAACUCUAGAGAGCCCAUGUUUAAAUAUUCGUUUUGUUCAAGUUUCAGAUGGCUUGCCGCUUGAUUUCAACCGAAUGGCCAUGCCAGUGGAAGCCUUCAAUGCACUCAUGACAACCAUGAGAGCUUCUGCAGAAGAUCUUCUUUACAAACUCUUAACACAGAGCUGUGAACCUCCAGUUUCGUGUAUAAUUGGCAGCUCAUUUCUUAUAUGGUCCUUUGAUGUUGCUAAGAAAUUUGAGCUUCCAUUUAUAGCCUUCUGGUCACAGGCAGUGAGCGUUCAAGUCAUCUACAGACAUUUGUCAAUGAUUAUUGACAAUGGAGACUUUCCUCCCAAAGGCAUGAUAGACUACAUUCCAGGUCUUCCCCUAAUGCACCCCCAAGAUUUCCCAUCAGAUAUUCAAUCAGGAGACCCAUCAAACCCUAUGCAUCAGGUUGUUUUGCAACAGCUCCCUGCUCUGGAGGAAGCCGCCUGGAUUAUUAGCAACACAGUCUAUGAACUAGAAAGCCAAGCAAACGAUGUCAUUAAAGAAAAAUCUCCUCUUUUUGGCCCGAUUGGUCCCUUAAUACCCUCAACUUACUUCGAAGGCGAAGGUAAACAACAGGAUUUCUUCAUAGAAAAUUCCAGAUCAUUAAGCCUGCAGGCAGAAUCUAAUUGCUUACCAUGGCUGGAUUCAAAACCCAAAAGCUCUGUUUUGUAUGUUUCGUUUGGAAGCUUUGCUCAAAUAUCUAGAGUUCAAGCGCAAGAGAUAGCAAGAGGACUGAUGGAAAGCGAGCAGGCAUUUCUAUGGGUGAUCCGUCCAGACUUGGUGAGAUCAGAGGCAGAAACAACAAUAUCAACAGACCAUAACGACAUUCUUCCUGAGGGAUUUUUGGAGAAAACAAAAAAUAGAGGACUUUUGGUUCCAUGGUCUCCUCAGCUUCUUGUUUUAUCCCAUCCUUCUGUUGGAGGCUUCUUCACUCAUGGGGGUUGGAAUUCUACAAUGGAGAGCCUAAGUUUGGGUGUUCCAAUGUUGGUUUUCCCACUAGGAAUUGAGCAGAGCACAAACAGAAUGCUGAUUGUAAACCAGUGGAAAAUUGGGUUAAGGUUAGAUAGUUACAGAGAUGAUGCAAUAAUUGAAGGAGCUGAGAUUGCCAAGUGUGUGAGAGCUUUGCUUAAAGAUGAAGAGAUGAGGAAGAGGAGUAAUCAAGUGAGAGAGACAAUAAUGAAAGCAAUGGGUGAAGGAGGAUCAUCUUGGAAAAAUAUGAAAGAUUUUGUGGACUAUUUGAUGUCACUGCCAACAAAGAAAAUGGAUGUUUCUUGAAUAUGGUUUAAGAGAAUAAUGAAAACAAUAGGUAAAAGAGGAUUAUUUCUUUAAAAUUUUAAAGAUUUUCUGGGUCUUUCACAGGAAAGAAAAUGGAUUUUUUCUUAAGACAACAAUAUUAUAUGUUUGAUAAAAAUGAUGAUAAGUUUAAGUUGUGUUUGUU